Messenger RNA from Xenia sp. Carnegie-2017, 938 nucleotides. RefSeq lists its product as uncharacterized. The coding region runs from base 7 to 612 and encodes 201 amino acids. NCBI's taxonomy places the organism in Eukaryota, Metazoa, Cnidaria, Anthozoa, Malacalcyonacea, Xeniidae. The transcript has 7 exons. The record is from RefSeq and is a predicted model, not a curated record.
UUAAAGAUGUUCAAAAUUUCGUCUUUCAAAAUGUUCACUAUUUCAUCAUUAUAUUUACUGUUAAGUACAGCUACAUUUAACAUAAUCGCUGUGAAAAAGUCUUACUAUCCUUCUGAGAUGACCAUAAUGCGUUUGCUGGAAAAAGAGACAUGCUCUCUUAUGAAAGAUGUUCUACUUGAAACAAAUUCUCCAUCAAUUUUAUCAUGUUCAUUGAAAUGUCUACAAGAACCAUUUUGCGUUGGAGUGAACUUUCGAAGAGACAGGACGAUAGAAAACGUAAAUUGUCAGUUGACCAGCAAACGACUUCACAACAUUCAGAAUUGCAAUGAUAACUCAUGGACAUUUUAUGAAUUACUGAAUCCUCAAAGAGAGAUACCUGUUAACAUCAAGAAAUUAUGCAAAAAUGAUGGAAAAGCGAUAAUUGAUUUGAAAGAUGGACCUGGUUCUGAUCCUUAUAAAUGUCAAUGUCGUCAUGGUUUCACCGGAAAAUAUUGCUCAUUUGAUGCAAGUACAACAUCAGCACCAACCACAGAUGAAACAACAACAUCAGCAUCAACCACGGGUGAAAUAUCUCCUUAUGAAGCAACAACAUCAGCACCAACUACAGCUUAAAAUUCUCUUUCGUUGACAACAAACCUUUGUUGACAAGAAUAGAAACUUCUAACGGUUGACAACAAUAUUCCAUGUAUAAAGUUGGUGUAAACCCACGCUUUGUUAUAAAUUUAAAAACACUGACUUUUUACACUGAAUUUUGUCAAAUACGUAAUUGCGUAGUCAAAUUACUCACUUAUGUAGAAUCUUGUAUCGUUGGUGUUGAGUAAAUUAUAUUUAUAAAUAUAAAUUAAGAUAUGAUAGGCGAGUUUCUAAUGCGAGAGGAUGAUACUAUAGUUAGAUCAUUUAACUGAUUUUGCACAAUAAACGUGAUAAAGAUUUUAAAA